CAGAGCCAGCAUUGGAUCUGUAGCGCUCGCAGUGGUGCUCACUCAUGUACCGCACCGCAGUGAGACAUUUUACCUUUUGCUAUAGCCUUUUCCACAACGGAGAACAUGUGCAUUUUCCAUGGAAACAUGCGUUUUUGACACUUUUACUAACUUUUGUAAAUCUUCAAUUGGACCCCUUUACCUUGAGAGAAAUAUGCCGGAGCGUAUCAACAUUUCGGAGUUUGUUGCUCUGACAAACGAGGACUUGGCUUCACCGGCUACCUCGAGUUUUCAGUCCAAAAUGAGUGAAUGUCGGAACACCGUUUCGGCAGUCGAAGAGUCCUUAGAGAUGGACCAGAGCACCUUACAGAGGAUGAAGAAGAUGAUCAAGGCCAUCCACAGCUCUGGACUAAGUCAUGUGGAGAACAAGGAGCAGUACAUCGAGGUUCUGGAGAACCUUGGGAACAGUCACCUGACCCAGGACAACAACGAGGUGUCCACAGGAUUCCUCAACAUGGCCGUCUUCACCAGGGAGGUCACCUCUCUCUUCAAGAACCUGGUCCAGAAUCUGAACAAUAUAAUCUCCUUUCCCUUGGAGAAUGUCUUGAAGAGUGAGCUUAGAGACAGCAGACUGGAGUUGAAGAAACAGUUGGAGAAGAGCUGGAAGGACUAUGACAUCAAAGUUGGGAAGUUGGAGAAGGAGAGGAGGGAGAAGAGCCGUCAGCCGGGCCUGAUCAGGAUGGAGGGAUCCGACGUGACGGAGGACAUGGAACGUGAGAGGAGGACCUUCCAGCUGCAGAUGUGUGAGUAUCUACUGAAGAUCCAGGAGCUGAGGGUACGUCAGGGUCCAGACCUGCUCCAGAGUCUCAUCAAGUACUUCCAGGCCCAGCUCAAUUUCUUCCAGGACGGCUUGAAAGCUGCCGAGAACCUUAGUCCCUUUGUGGAGAAGCUGGCUACAUCGGUGCACAUGGUGCGUCAGGACCAGGAUGAAGAGGUGAGGCAGCUCUCUCAGCUACGAGACUCCCUAAGACUGCUGCUACAGAUGGAGGGGAAGGAGGAGUACCUGACCAGAAAGAACUCUGGUAACGGCUACAGCAUCCACCAGCCUCAAGGCAACAAGAAGUACGGUACGGAGAAGUCAGGCUUCCUACAGAAGAGGAGUGACGGGAUUAGGAAGGUGUGGCAGAAGAGGAAGUGUGGUGUCAAGUACGGCUGUCUGACCAUCUCCCACAGCACGAUCAACCGACCACCGGCGAAGCUCAACCUCCUGACCUGUCAGGUGCGCCCCAACCCCGAUGAGAGGAGGACCUUUGACCUGGUCACACAUAAUCGGACGUACCAUUUCCAAGCCGAGGACGAGCAGGAAUGCAUGAUUUGGGUGUCGGUGCUGCAGAACAGUAAGGAGGAAGCCCUCAACACAGUGUUGGGAGGGGACCAGCCACAGUUCCAGGACUCCGGGCUGCAGGAGCUGGCCAGGGCCGUCAUCACCGAGCUCAGACACAUGCCCGGCAACGAGGCCUGCGCCGACUGUGGAGCCCACGACCCCACGUGGCUCUCCACUAACCUGGGCAUCCUGACGUGUAUAGAGUGUUCUGGGAUCCACAGGGAGUUGGGAGUCCACUACUCCAGGAUCCAGUCCCUCACGCUGGACAUGCUCAGCACCUCGGAACUACUACUGGCAGUCAGUAUAGGCAACACCCGCUUCAAUGACAUCAUGGAGGCCAAUCUUCCCAAUGAUUCCAUCAAACCCCUCCCCCAGAGUGACAUGAAUGCCAGGAAGGAGUAUAUCGUGGCCAAGUACGUGGACCGGCGCUACGUGCUGCACAGGGACCGGGAGGACGGUGAGCCGUGGCGUGUGUACGAUGCCGUGAGGAGCCGGGACCUGACCGCUCUGCUGCAGCUGUACGCCCAGGGAGAGGACCUGGCCAAGCCGCUAGCACUGCCUGAGGGACAGCAUCUGAGAGAGACAGCUCUUCACUUGGCUGUGAGACUGGAGGAGAGGAGCUCUCUAUCCCUGGUGGACUUCCUCAUACAGAACAGUGUCUGUCUGGAGAAGAGGACUCUAGAGGGGAACACUGCUCUACAUUAUAGCGCCCAGCACCACAAAACAGAGUGCCUCAAACUGCUGCUCAAAGGAAAGGCUGUCCUCCACACAGUGAACUCAUCCGGAGAGACGGCCCUGGACAUCGCCAGGAGACUGCAACACUCCCAGUGUGUGGAACUGCUAGAGCUGGCCCAGAGUGGGAAGUUCAACAGUCAGAUCCAUGUGGAGUACAUGUGGGAGACACAGAGCCAGGACCUGUACGACAGCGAAGAUGACCUGGAUGAGAGGGUGAACCCCUUACACAGGAGCCUACGCUCCCCUCUGCCCUCCAAAGCCUCGCCCUCCCGCUGGAGCUUCGCCAACGCCCCCGUGGCGUGUAAGACCUAUGAAAACGUGGACUUUCUUUACCGUAACCCCCCCAAUAGUGCUCCAUCUGGCGUCCUCAUGCCCCCGCCCCCUCUGCCCGCUAAAGCCAUCAUGAGAGGUCGCUCGGACCCCCAGAUCUCCUUGUCCACCCAGGAAGGGGUAAGCAGCAGGUGCAGCUGCUCCAACCCAACCCCCCAGUCCAGCCCCCCCUCCCCCAUGCUGGAGGGUCAGGGGGGACGACCACCCAAAUCACUCCACGGCCAGGGCAUCCUGGUGAGGGGGCAGAGACAGACCGCAGCCUGGGAGGGUCAGGCCAAUACUGGGUCAGGGUCCUCAGACAGAGACAGCACCAAGUCUAACAGUAGUUCCAGCUCCCCUCAGAACCACAUAGGACCUGUCAGCUCAGAGAAAACCACAUCGUACAGGCGGACGAGCAGCGGAGGACAAGGGAAGUGUUCUGUAGCCGUGACCUCGGCCGUGACCUCACCCAGCUGUGUGGCGCUGGGCAGCCAGGAGGAGCUGUACUGCAGCGUGGUACCUACUGGUCCCGCUCCCAGCGUCACACCUGCGGCCAAAUCCACCACCUCCUCCUCUCCGAUCACUGUGCGCCCUCGCAGAAACGCUAUGGUGUCUCAGAGGAGGCCUACCCAGAAGAGGGUCAAGGCCCUGGUGGACUGCAGAGCCGUCAGCUCGGACCAGCUGGCCUUCUUCAAGGAUGAGGUCAUCGUAGUCACAGCCACCGAGGACCCCCACUGGUGGGUCGGCCACAUCGAGGGCUAUCCAUCCAGAAGUGGGACAUUCCCUGUGAACUAUGUCCAUAAACUGGGGACUGACUAGUCAUAUACCGGACGCCCUAUCCCCUACCCUACCCUAGCCCCUACCCUAGCCCCUACCAUAGCCUAGCCCCUACCCUAGCCUAGCCCCUAGCCUAUCCCCUACCCUACCCUAGCCUCUACCCUAGCCUCUACCAUAGCCUAGCCCCUACCCUAGCCCCUAGCCUAUCCCCUAGCCUAGCCUCUACCCUAGCCUCUACCAUUGCCUAGCCCCUAGCCUCUACCCUAGCCUCUACCAUAGCCUAGUCCCUAGCCUCUACCCUAGCCUAGCCCCUACCCUAGCUCCUAGCCUAUCCCCUACCCUACCCUAGCCUCUACCCUAGCCUCUACCAUUGCCUAGCCCCUAGCCUCUACCAUAGCCUAGUCCCUAGCCUCUACCCUAGUCUCUACCAUAGCCUAGCCCCUAGCCUAUCCCCUACCCUACCCUAGCCUCUACCCUAGCCUCUACCAUAGCCUAGCCCCUAGCCUCUACCCUAGUCUAGCCCCUACCCUAGCUCCUAGCCUAUACCCUACCCUAGCCUCUACCAUAGCCUAGCCCCUAGCCUCUACCCUAGCCUAGCCCCUACCCUAGCUCCUACCCUAGCCCCUACCCUAGCCUAGCCCCUACCCUAGCUCCUAGCCUAUCCCCUAGCCUAGCCCCUAUUCUAGCCCCUACCCUAGCCCCUAACCUAGCCCCUAGCCUAGCCCCUAGCCUAGCCCCUACCCUAGCCUCUAACCUAGGUCCUACCCUAGCCUAGCCCCUACCCUAGCCUCUACCAUAGCCUAGCCCCUACCCUAGCCUGUCCCCUAGCCUCUGCCCUAGCCUGUCCCCUAGCCUAGCCUCUACCAUAGCCUAGCCCCUACCCUGUCCCCUACCCUAGCCUAGCCCCUAGCCUAGCCUGUCCCCUACCCUUACUACGUCACUUACCUAGGACACAAAAAAAGGAUGGAAUGGACUCUCUUGAAAGCAACUCAUUCAAAGACAACAAAAAAAUGCUUGCUCGCUUUCCUGGUUAUUUCUUGUGAGAGAAUAUUCUGAACCACUUUGAUGUGUUGUGAUCUGAUGACGAGAGACUCCCAUAAACUGUAAUUGUAUAUACAGACAGUGCACUUAAGGAAGUCGCCAUAAAGAAAGAAGGGAUGAAAGAGAUCAUAUUACAGGAAGGAAUGCCACCCUCACAACCCAACAGAAGAGAGUGAAAACGCCUCCCUCCGCUUUUGACCUCUAAUACCUGUAUGCUUUACAUCUGUAAAGGGAUGUUUUUAUCACACCUUACCGCCCAGGGUAUUAAAGGGAUGUUUUUCCCACACUUUGCUUCCCAGGGUAUUAAAGGGAUGUUUUUCCCACACUUUGCUUCCCAAGGUAUUAAAGGGAUGUUUUUACCACACCUUACCGCCCAGGGUAUUAAAAGGAUGUUUUUACCACACUUUGCUUCCCAAGGUAUUAAAGGGAUGUUUUUACCACACCUUACCACCCAGGGUAUUAAAAGGGAUGUUUUUACCACACUUUGCUUCCCAGGGUAUUAAAGGGAUGUUUUUACCACACCUUACCGCCCAGGGUAUUAAAGGGAUGUUUUUACCACAUUUUGCUUCCCAGGGUAUUAAAGGGAUGUUUUUACCACACCUUACCGCCCAGGGUAUUAAAGGGAUGUUUUUACCACACUUUGCUUCCCAGGGGAAAUUAUAAGAGCAACAGCUGUAGCCACAUAACUGCUGGAAUACCUGUGAUACAGACUGCCUGCGCGUGUGUCUGAUAUUAUAACCAUACCAUUGGAUUACCUGGCAAUGACAUACAUACAACACUGGAGUCUGGAGGAGUGAGAUCGUGUGCUGUGGGAGCCCUAGAAAAGAGGAUGAAUAGCCAGCAUUGUCCACUGCCUUCCUGGAAACUAAGGAGACUUAAGAGAUUCAUGCCAUGUCAGUCACGGUCGUCGGGACUCUGAGCCAGAUGCAAUGAAUACCUGCUCAGUGACCGGUGGCGAUUAUGUCUGGGGCUGGAACGACCUGGAACUGAAAGCGCAUUUGUGGCUGCCAGCCUGUCUCCUGGGGCUCCAGGGUUCUCUGGCUGCCGCUCUGAAAUGGAACCCCAGUGUCUAAACUGGUUUUGGGCCAGACUCCAGCUCUGACUUGGGGGGGGGGGGCGCCUGGCUGGAGCCUGGGUGAUUUGGUUUUCUCUGUCUCCAGAGGAGUCUGUCUUCCUACAGUCGGCAGGGGAAAGGAAGAGACUGUCACCGCAGUGAAAUACACAAAGCUGGGUUGUAUUCAGUAGGCACCAAAUGGACUGAAACACGAAAAGACUACCUGAACUUGUCCAAUAAGAAAUUCUAUUUUUUGUUUUAGUUUGCCCUAAUGAACAUGACCCAAGCCUAGUGCCUUUUUCCAUACAGUAGAUCUCGGUUCUGGGUCUAUACUAAAGGCAUGGACAGUUGGACACUUCCACAUUGUAAAGAAAAGAGAAGGUUGUAGAGAAUUGUAAAUAGAUAUUAUUACACCCAUGCAUUGUGAUGGAAGGAUUCCAUAUCGCUAACCAUAAGCUAGUAUUGAGACAUUAGUUGUUUUCCUAGUCUCUUGAGCACCAUAACUCUACAGUGUAAUUACAUUUUACUCGUUCAUACUCACAUCUGACCACUCCCAUUCAUAUUUGUCAUGUUCUGAAUCUGCAGUAAAGGCAUAUUAAUACAUUG
This is a messenger RNA of Oncorhynchus masou masou (cherry salmon), 5885 nucleotides long. Its product is annotated as arf-GAP with SH3 domain, ANK repeat and PH domain-containing protein 3-like. Gene Ontology annotation, cellular component: cytoplasm; focal adhesion. The record is from RefSeq and is a predicted model, not a curated record. Bases 119 to 3226 code for a protein of 1035 amino acids. The transcript is spliced from 26 exons. Gene Ontology annotation, biological process: positive regulation of GTPase activity; cell migration. NCBI's taxonomy places the organism in Eukaryota, Metazoa, Chordata, Actinopteri, Salmoniformes, Salmonidae. Gene Ontology annotation, molecular function: protein binding; GTPase activator activity.